Mytilus californianus (California mussel) is the source of this 906-nucleotide messenger RNA. RefSeq lists its product as uncharacterized. Bases 34 to 906 code for a protein of 290 amino acids. The record is from RefSeq and is a predicted model, not a curated record. Gene Ontology annotation, biological process: proteolysis. The transcript has 11 exons. Gene Ontology annotation, molecular function: cysteine-type peptidase activity. NCBI's taxonomy places the organism in Eukaryota, Metazoa, Mollusca, Bivalvia, Mytilida, Mytilidae.
CAUAGAGCCUGUCACCGUCUGUAUUAUCUGAUAAUGUUAGCUGUCAUAAAAGAAAGAAGUAAAGCAUUUUUGGAAACUAUAUGGGAUUCAUGGAAAGGAAAUGCUGACGAAAAGUUUGGUACGGUGUAUGGGAAUGUUCUUUACGUAUCGGAUUUAAUGAGCUUAAAAAUUGAGGAGGAGUUGAAUGAUCAGAUAAUUAAUCUUUAUUGUAGUGUACUGCAAAAACGGACGGAUCAGUGUGUACAGAAAGUGUCCCGUGCAGAUUGUCUGAUUCUGACCUCAAUUUUUGAAGGGAGGAAAAGCGUAACUUGGUUUAAAAAGGACGAUAUACAACAGUAUGACACUGUCAUUGGGUGCAUUAAUGACGGGAAGUGUCAUUGGGUUGCUGUGGUUAUGGAUGUCCAACACCAUAUUGUGACAAUUAUGGACCCGCUCAAAAUAUCAAAGAAAUUGAGAACAUAUGAAAAGAAUUUUAAAGAAGGUAGAGCAGGGUUUCAGAGAAUGUUAAAUGAACUCGAUAAUAUAGAAAUUCCAUUACAAGAAAUAUCUACACAAGAAGAAGGACAAGAAUUAUUAGAAACAGCAAGUAAUGCAGAAACAUAUGUGAAAGAAAUAGAAACUUCAUUUAUUGAACAAGGAACAUCUUUAAUAAAUGAAGAAACACAAACAAAAAUGACAAAAAGAGAGAUGGAUGCAUUUACUGGUGGAACUACUUCUCCUUCUCCUUCUCCUCCAUCAAAAGGUGGUGGUGUACAAGACUGGAUAAAAAAACAAUUAAAAAAUCUUGGAAAAUUAUUAUCUUUUCUUGCAGGAAAAUUAGCAGCUGCAUUACCAGAAUUUGAUAUGGUUACUGAUGCAGAAUUAGCAAGACAGAUAAGACAACAAGUUAAUGGAUGCACAAAUUAA